UCAGCUUCUUCAAUUGUAAAACAGAGAUAAUAUUAGUGUUGUUGUGAGUAUCAAACGAGAUAACAUAUCAUCACAAAGUAACAGCACUUGGCAAACCAUAACUCACUAUAUAAAUGCUAGCUAUUAUCAUUACUUUUCAUCAUUGCUGUUUGCCCAAGUAUGACACAGUCACGAGGAGCUCAAGGAAUCCUGUCAGAUGCUUGGCUGCUAACUCAGGCAAGAGAGCAUCCUUCCAUCAGCUGAGUCAACUCAAUGUCAGGGGGUCUGUCCUUAUUGCCUAUUCUAAAUAUCUUUCUCCUGCCAUGGCUAAGAGGAUCUCUUUUUAUUAACUGUUGAAUGACCUAUGAAUGUCUUGUUUUGUUCCGAAUACCCAAAAUAACCUAUGAGGAUUAAGCACAAGCACUUCAGCCUGAGUCAAGUACAGCCCAGAGCUUACGUAGUUGUGCCAGCCUGAAACAGAAUGAUCUCACCAAAGUAGGGACUGGGUUGCGCAGAGGAAGAUAAAUCCAGACUGGCCUUUGUGCUUCUAGUGGUGCAUUUGUUAUUGCUUCUAGAGAUGGUGAUUGCUUACUGUGAAGCACCCCCUACUCCUGGGAAAUUAGAGCCUAAACUUCCUGUUUAUGCAAGUGCAUUGAUGGAGGCUCAGGAGCUACAAAGGUAAACACGACGGCAGGAUGAGCCAAUCAACACCGUCUCUCGCAGGCCUGGGGAGCAGAAGUGGUGCACGUGAGCGCGGGGGCGGGGCCCUGGCCAGGGAGGAAGAGGCGGGACCACGCCGCCGCUCGCACUUCCGGUGAGCCGAGCUUGGCGCUCCGUUACCAGGUCCUUUCUUCAGUGCGUAAAGUCUGACAAGUUGAAUUGUUAGAGUUGGCCCAGGGAAAUUAUGUCAGGUCCUUCCAGAUCUUGUCCAAGGCCUUGAUGUCAGCACUGAAUCCUCAAGCAUUGGUGGCAGUAGCUCAGAAGACCCUGGGUGUGGGAAAAAGAAGGGGUCCCCCUCGAGCAGUCUGCCUACACCUAGCUGGAGAAGUCAGAGCUGUAGCCAGGGGGCUGAAGCCAGCAAUUCUGUAUGAUUGCAAUGCUGCAGAUGCUGACCAGAUUCAGAGAUAUUUGGGAGAGCUACAAAGGCUGGGCCUUUUGUUCCAGGCACUGCACAUUCUGGAGUUGGGGGGAAACAUCCUGAUUGUCAAUCCUGUGCAAGUGUGUCAGCAUAUACAGCAGGUGCUGUGCAGCCCUGUGACCUUCAUGGACAUUUCAAGCUUCAGAUCUCACCCUGCCCUCUGCCCACUUGAUGAGCUUGGAGAUUUGAAGGACCACUUGGCUGAGAUCAUGACCCAUUUACAGAGCCUGGAGGGGAAGCCCCUCUUGCCCAUCUCUCGAAGUGAGCUCUCUUCUGCUGGCUGGAAUCUUUGCACAGUAUUUGGGAUUCUCCUGGGCUAUCCUGUCCCCUAUUUUUUCCACCCAGCCCAAGGGGACAGCAAUUGUUUGGCCCUGGUCCCACUGCGUGUGUUUACUGCUCGAACUUCAUGCUGUUGGCUCACAGGCCUCCCCCAGAUUCAGCUGUAUUCUUUCAGUGUCCCAGAGAGCUUGUACCCAUCCCUGAAAGACAUACUAGACAUGUGGGGGGAGGACCUCAGGGCUCGACAUGAGGCUCAGGGUGAUUUUGUUGACCUUACCAUUUCCACUGAGGUUGUCACAUUGCCUUCAGUGGUACUGUGAUUCUGAUCUAUUUCUACCUGGUAGGCACUCAAUAAAUGAUGAUGAUUA
Phascolarctos cinereus (koala) is the source of this 1764-nucleotide messenger RNA. RefSeq names its product chromosome unknown C1orf74 homolog (gene CUNH1orf74). NCBI's taxonomy places the organism in Eukaryota, Metazoa, Chordata, Mammalia, Diprotodontia, Phascolarctidae. The record is from RefSeq and is a predicted model, not a curated record.